Ectocarpus sp. CCAP 1310/34 is the source of this 908-nucleotide messenger RNA. NCBI's taxonomy places the organism in Eukaryota, Phaeophyceae, Ectocarpales, Ectocarpaceae. The record is from the annotation of a GenBank genome assembly.
CCGCAGCUCUACCAGGUGUGGUUGUUGCUGUUGUUGCUGCUAUUGGUGGUGGUGCAAACAAAGAAGUACACAAUUUUCAUACCACCACACGGCUGUAUUGAGACUGCAACGCCGUCUGAGACAAGGCACCAAUCGAAGGGUUAUGUUGAAUUUCUUCACAGUAGCAAGUGGCGACACCCACAACGGGCUGGUCACUGGGCUCGCUUCGUUUUUAUUCGUUGAAGGAUGUACCUUUUGUUGGGUAAUUGGUCUGAGACCACGGAAAAGAAGCCGUCCGCAUCAGUUGGACCACCACUAUGGGUAUUUGAAGGUGGCCCCAUGUACCGUAUAUGACACAAGAUAACACACCCCCUUGACCGAUAUUCGAAGCUCGAUUUCUCAACUGCAGGAACAGUCCCAGCGCGGAAAACGGCGGCGGCGUUAAAACCGUUACUUCGAGAGGUUUUCGAACAUGUAUCGUUUCGUUUAUGCAUCCUCUUUGUGGAGUAAUCGAGCUUUGAAAACCGGUCCGGGGUGUGUGUUAUCUUGUUUCAUAUACGGUAGUGGCAGCAAAUCCUCUCCGUCACAACCUCAAAGUGUUACUAAACCCAAUACAUGGAAUGGUGGCACUGCCCUGAAUAGUGCUAAUAUUCUCCUCUUGCCCCUACAUGCGACUGCGUCGGGCCACCUGCUGCACUGGACUUGCAACGACACUGGACUGUAAUUUAUUCAUUCGCCGAUGGCCAACCAGGUAGAUCCCUUUUCUUUUUUUUCGAAGACAAAAACGAAUUCUUGAUGGAUUCGCGGCUUCAUCCUCUCACCCUACAAUCGGGUUGAACAUCAACAGCAGCGCUAACAAUGUUUUCUGGACUGUCACAGGACUGUAAUUUAUUCUUUUGCCAUUGACCAAUCAGGUGGAUCCUUCCGGU